UGUAUUCGAGCGAAGCCACUGCGCCUUACAGAUGAAGAAUUGGCCGCCGCCCGUGAUCGCUAUCUAGCUCGGAAGGCUGCCGGGAUCCACGCAGAAAUUGCUUCCUCCGAUGAGGACGAUGACGAAGUUUGA
Messenger RNA from Dibothriocephalus latus, 132 nucleotides. NCBI's taxonomy places the organism in Eukaryota, Metazoa, Platyhelminthes, Cestoda, Diphyllobothriidea, Diphyllobothriidae. The record is from the annotation of a GenBank genome assembly.